AUGGGAAGAUGCAACCUGUUUCCUUUGAGUUAUAUUUCAAUAAAAAUAGAUAUCGGCAACAUAAACUGGUGCAGCUAUGUUUUGGACUGUCUUGUCAGAACAAAGAACUCGUACAUACCAUACUCAGAUAACAACUACUUUGUUGGACCUUCAGCUUUCUUGGUGUUGUUCUAUGCUGAUAACAUCCACUCAGAAGCUUUAACGGUAACACGUAAACGUCCAACAAUUUGUUAUUGGAGUUCAGAGAAGAUUAGAUAUCGAGAGACAUUUGAACAAAUAGAAGGUAAAUUUGGACUUGGAGAAUUAAAUGAAGAAUUUGUUAAUGAACAAGAUGAAGGAGAUACAGAUCUCGAAGACAGUGAUUCUGAUAAAGAUGAAGAUCAUUCUGUUGAGGCAUAUGAAUCAAAAAUAUCUAAAAUGCUUAAUAGUUUUGAGAGGAUGAAGGAAAAGCUGAAUUCAAAGCUCAAUGAUGCGAUAACAAAGUUCCCUGAAAAGGAAAGUUUUAGGAUUUCCAAAGAAAAGAUGACUAAUAUAACUGUUGAAGAAAAAACUGAAAGCACAACACUUUUUAAUUUCCAAGUAAUGAAACUUGAGUUGAAGGAAUCAAUUUGA
Messenger RNA from Lactuca virosa, 612 nucleotides. NCBI's taxonomy places the organism in Eukaryota, Viridiplantae, Streptophyta, Magnoliopsida, Asterales, Asteraceae. The record is from the annotation of a GenBank genome assembly.